GGCCUUGCGUGCUCGGGCCUGGCCACGCCGGGAGAAGCGGCGAUGGAGGCGGCGGGCGGCGGCGGAGCGGCGGGCGGCAUCGCCCUGCACGACUUCAGCGGGCAGCUGGGCGAGCAGCGGGUGCACUUCCACGCCAUGCGGCUGCGGGACUCGCUCUUCCUCUGGGUGGGCGCCGCUCCCGCCCUGGCCAGCCUGGCCGUCGCCAUGUGCAGCCCCCGUGACAGCAUCCCUGUGGCCGCCUCGCUCCUGGGGGACCCCUCGGACACCGCCUCCUCCUGCCUGGCGCAGCGCUUGGCCAGCAAGACCAAAAAGCAGAUAUUUGUCAGCUACAAUCUUCAAAACACAGACAGCAAUUUCACCUUACUCAUAGAAAACAGGAUCAAAGAAGAAAUGACAGCUUUUCCAGACAAGUUCUGAUUGUGCAUCAUUGUAAAAGAAGACGAAGGUUUUGUUUCAGAAAAACUUACUUCAAUUUUCACACUGACAUUAAGUUAGUAUAUUUCUUUUAUAUUAUUUUGAUUGAAUUUGUGGUUGUUAUUAAAUACAGAUACACUUGACUAGGAUUUUCUUUUUUUUCAAAUAGAAUUUGAAUUUUCAAAGCAAUUUUUUUUUUGCUACCCUGCCAAGUAGGAUAGCAAAUGGAUGCUGCAAUGGAUGAACAUGAUUGAAAAAGUGCAUGUGAUGUGUGGCCUCUACACAGUACUGGGAUCUGAUGGCGAAUCAGUUCCAAAUGCUAUCUGUACAAUUAAUCUAAUAAUUAUGUGUGUAAUUAAUAAUGCUGUGUACUAGCACUGAACAUAGUAUAGCAGCUUUUAGUGUUCAAAUAAAGAAACCCCACAUUUUUGUAUGGUAAA
Agelaius phoeniceus (red-winged blackbird) is the source of this 854-nucleotide messenger RNA. It is a transcript of the gene PSMG4, whose product is annotated as proteasome assembly chaperone 4. The record is from RefSeq and is a predicted model, not a curated record. Gene Ontology annotation, biological process: proteasome assembly. Lineage: Eukaryota; Metazoa; Chordata; Aves; Passeriformes; Icteridae.